Messenger RNA from Mangifera indica (mango), 549 nucleotides. Its product is annotated as secreted RxLR effector protein 161-like. The coding region runs from base 1 to 549 and encodes 182 amino acids. The record is from RefSeq and is a predicted model, not a curated record. The transcript is spliced from 2 exons. Lineage: Eukaryota; Viridiplantae; Streptophyta; Magnoliopsida; Sapindales; Anacardiaceae.
AUGGAUGAGGAGAUUGAAGCUAUAAAGAAAAAUGAUACUUGGGAAUUGACAAAUUUGCCUAUUGGAGUAAAGAAAGUUGGUGUGAAAUGGGUGUACAAGACAAAACUCAAUGAAAAUGGUGAGGUGGAGAAGUUACAAACUCAUGAGGGACGAGGAUGGAUAAGGGUGGAUAACAGUCGCUAUAAGCAAAUAAUUAGCAAUCUAAUGUAUCUGACUGCUACCCGACCUGAUACUAUGUUUGUUAUGAGUCUUUUAAGUAGGUCUAUAGAGUGUCCUACAGAGCUUCAUCUCCAAGUUGCCAAGAGAGUGUUGAGAUAUAUAAAAGAAACUUUUAACUUUGGGAUAUUCUACAGAAAGAAAGGAGAUGAAAAGUUGAUUGCUUAUACAAACAGUGAUUAUGUUGGAGAUUUGGAUGGCAGAAGGAGUAAUUCAGGCUAUAUUUUUUUGUUAAAUUCAGGAGUUGUUUCUUGGUUAUCAAAGAAACAACCAAUAGUUACUUUGUCUACCACUGAAACUGAAUUUGUUGCAGCGGCUUCAUGUGCUUGUUAA